AGUAGGAGGAGGCGCAGGCGGUCAUGGAGAUGGAGAUGGAGGUAGGGAGGCGGCGGCGGCGGAUCGGAGUCGGAGGGAGAAGCCAGAAGGCGGCGGCGGCGGGGGAGAUCGAUGUUGGGAUCCCAUCGGAAAUCGGAUGGGAUCAGACAGACUGGGCCGUUCGUUCGUUCGUUGUUGCCACGUGCCACGGCCCGGCCCGGCCCAUGAAGAUACCACGACGUGGCAGGAAACCCAUGGUUGGGCGGGUUAUCCUCUUGCUCUUGCCUGCCAUUGCGCGCCCAGGUUAUCCCCCCCUGUGCUGUGCGUCGUCGUCGGCGCCGGCGAUGCCCCUCCUUCUACUGCGUGCCGGCGCCGGCGCCAAGCCACCACUCUCCUUCUCCGUGCCUCCGCCUCCUGGGGAUGUCCGAAUAAGCAGCAGACCACCCACCACGGCCACGCGCUGCUCCUCUUCCUCUUCCCCAAAGCUCUCCUCCGCCACCGUCCAAUUCCGCUCCGACUCCGACCCAUGGAACCAACCCACUGUUGAUGACGACGGCGACUUCGACUUGAAGGGGAGGAAGGCCAUCCCCGGCAUCCACGUCCCGCGCCAACGCUACAUCGCCGUCUCCAAGCCCGCCCUCCUCGACGCUCUCCUCUCCCUCUUCCCAUCCCAACCUCCCACUCCCUCUCCCACCUCUGCUGCGGCUGCUGACUUCAAGCGCUUUGCAAGAUGCCUGGACGCCCUCCUCCACGCAGAGCACAAGGAGAUGCUCGAGGAAAUGCGAACCUAUUACAUGCUCACCCACAACCAUCACCAACACACCGCUGCCGCUGAUGACGAUGACGAUGACCAAUCCGUGCUCAACGGCAACGCCAACACCACUGCUGGUUUUUUUGGCAUUACAGACAACGGAACCUUGCUUCUUACCAGAAGCUUGGGUCUCAGAACACUCCUGGGAUUGUCACCAGACCCUGAUUCACACAACAGAAUUGCUUUUGCAACUCAUUUCCAGCGCUCCUUCAUGAACCUUCUGCGCAAUGCUCAAUUUGAAGAGCUCUCUGCGCAAGACCUGCUCUUGACAUACGCCCUAAACACCGAUUACCUCUUGACUUUGCCCAUUUAUGUCGAUUGGAAAAAGGCAGCUGAGUCCAAUGCUAUCAUAUUCAGGCGUGGGUAUGCAACGGAGAGGCAGAAGGGCCUACUGUUGGUUGAAAAGCUUGAUUACCUACAGUCUAAACUCUUGCAAAAUAUCUUCUUUGGCUUCUCCAAGCCCUUGAGGAAGCUGGGGAAAUGGCUCAAUGAGGCAUUGAAAAGAUCAACAGGGAAUGAGGGAUUUCAGAUCUGGAUUGAAAAACUUAAAGUCUGGCUUAAAGAGCAAACCUAUGCGGAGAAUUCGCUUUCGUUGAUUGAGAACUCUUCAUGGGAUAAACUUAGAUCUGAUCAAUUACCGGAUGCUGAUCUUCCUAUUUGGAUUGCUGCUCAAAGGGCAGUCUCUCGUUACGAAGGAAUCCUGUCACCAGUUGGUCCUCGUGGCAGACUUCUAAGAAGAUUGCUUGCUUGGACUGGUUUAAUCCCUUCUCUGCCAGAAGCAACAAUAAAGUCAGAUAUCGAUACAAAAGAUCUUGAAGGCUAUGUGAGGCCAAAUUUUCUGCCAAGAAUAACACUUGCAAAUAUAUGGGCGCCAGCAAGCAGAGAAUCUUGUAACAACAAUCUCUGGGAGAUAACAAAAGCUUCUUUUGGUGUUUUAUUUGGGAAGUCUACUCUUCAGGAACCAGCAUUCCAAGAACUGAUCCUACUUUAUACUGAUGAGGCUGAUCAAAGCAAAGAGAGAGAAAAAUCAGACAUGAUGCCAUUGCAACUGAAAAUUUUUGAAAGGAUCCCCAUCCCUGAUCUGCCAGUGGUUUUUCCUCACAAGAAGUUGUCCUUCCGCAUCCUAGAUACAGUAAGGUUGGAUAUUGCUACCGUAAUAGGUUUGUUGGCUUAUGUCGUGAACUACAAAUUUGAGAGUUUAGCCUCAUCUCCAUCGGCUUUUCUUCUUGAUAUAGUUGCCUUUACUGCACUAGCAAUACUUGUGUUCCGUGUGGCGCUGGGUUACAAACAAACUAGGGAUAGAUACCAGCUUCUGGUCAAUAAAACGCUCUAUGAGAAGACAUUAGCAAGUGGAUUUGGUUCAGUUUAUUUUCUCCUUGACGCUUCUGAGCAACAACAGUAUAAAGAAGCGCUUUUGGCAUAUGGUAUGUUACUGUGCAGGAAAAAGUAUCAGGUGUCAUCUCGUGUAAGCAUCAGAGAUACAUGUGAGCAGUUUAUGUACGAGAAAUUUAAGGCGAAGAUCGAAAUGCCUAUUGACAAAGCUAUGGAGACACUAUUGCGUCUGGGGCUGGUGAUUGAGCUGCCAACUGACGGCGGCUCCCGUGUAAUCGCACUUCCAUGUUCAGACGCAUACGAGAUCCUGAAAAGCCGCUGGGACAGCUUGUUGGAACACAAGACGGAACAAGGCUGAUGAAGAAGACUGUAUUAUUGAGAUGGACGGACGUUGUCUGUAUUCAUCUGUGAGAACUGUUCAGUGGAGAAGUUGAAGGAAGAGGUUCCACAGCCUUGAGGUUUUGUAUAUGCAUACAAGACUCUUGUAGCAGCAAAUUAGUAGUACGUAGGUGUUGAAGAAGAAGAAUAUAUGAAAUGAAAUGAAAUGAAAAUGUGAGAUGUUGCCCAUGAAAUGGAUGAUUUGAAUCAGCAGGAUGUGUGAAGAACGGGCCAAAUGUAUAUACCAUACGGCCAUUGGCAUCUAGCCAAGCUAGUGAUUUGAGAUGAGAAUGAGAUGGUGGUGCACUUGUGUAAAUGAUAUAUUUUGCUACUACAUUUAUUAUAGCGAAAAUAAUGGUAUAAACGAAAAUUUGUCCUUGCAAAAA
Molecule: messenger RNA, 2886 nt
Organism: Oryza sativa Japonica Group (Japanese rice)
Lineage: Eukaryota; Viridiplantae; Streptophyta; Magnoliopsida; Poales; Poaceae
Source: RefSeq, a predicted model, not a curated record